Messenger RNA from Misgurnus anguillicaudatus (oriental weatherfish), 3008 nucleotides. Its product is annotated as C2 calcium-dependent domain-containing protein 4C. NCBI's taxonomy places the organism in Eukaryota, Metazoa, Chordata, Actinopteri, Cypriniformes, Cobitidae. The record is from RefSeq and is a predicted model, not a curated record.
GCUUAUACGCGCGCGCAUGGGGGUCGGUGCGCUAUUAAAAGAAACGAAUAGACUCGCUGUGCCAACAGUACAGUUCAGUCCUGGAUUACUGGAGAUCAGAAACCGGGUUAGACGAACCAAAGCAUAUGGAGUGACGGAGAGACCAUUGCCAAACCAGAAUCACUUCACGGUGCGAUUGCACAUCUCUUCCAGACCUCGCCAAGAGAUGUGGCUGUUAGAAAAGAUCCGUGGUUCAGUGGAGGGGAACGUUACCCGUCUGGGCGACUCCUCCGACAAACAGGUCAAAGCCCCCACCUACUGCAACGUACUCACUCCAGACAAAAUUCCAGACUUUUUUAUUCCACCCAAACUGGUGUGCUGCCCCCCAGAGGCGGAGACACCGGAGAUGAAGCCCAAAAACGGGCUCCACUCAUCUAGGUCCGAACAGACCAUAUGUUGCAAAACGCCGCAGGCCGGUCAGCGGAGCCCGAGACUAAUUAACAAGCUCGCCGGAGACACAAAGAACUUGCUGAAAGCUGCAAACCGACACAUAAUCCAGAUUGAGAGCGCAGAUGACCUGGUGGUCGGGGAAGGUGGCGACCUCGACACGAAUGCUGACCCGCAGUCCCAGACGGCCAUGUCGCUGCCCUAUGUGCCAAAAGCUCAAACCUCUUAUGGUUUCGCCACGUUAAUGGAGAGUCCUCACACGCGUCGUAAAGAGUCCUUGUUUCACAGCGACCCCACGAGUCCACUCACCUCACCCAACACUCAGCGCAAAUCCCAGGGGAACCACUUGAACCCCAGCAAUUGUAACGUUUCUCAUUCCAACCCCUACAGAUACUUCAGCGGUGGAGAGAGCGACACGUGUUCCUCAGCCGAGUCCUCCCCUUUCAAUUCCCCGCUAUUGUCCCGCUCUGCGUCUCUCCUGAAGAUGUUCACCCACGAGACCCAGGCCAAAGUGUCUCGUGCCAAACGUUCCUUCGCCCGGCACAGUUCUCUUUCCACAGACGAAUGCAGCUCUGUGGAGACCAGCCCGAACAUUCAGCGGCGUUUCCGUUGCCCUCCGUCCCCGGCGUUCCGAGGACGAAAAUCCGGAGGCAACAUGGAUCGCUUCACGCAGCACACCGUCAACCUCCACAAAGGAGGAACCUUGCGCCUCUGCACGGACUAUGACAUGGACGCGGCCAGGCUUCACAUCCGCGUGCUGGCCGCAGAAGACCUUUACGAUAAGCAGUUUGACAUAAAGAGCAUCAAUUGCUGCGUGGCUUUAUAUCUGAACCCAGGAAAGCUCCAGAAACAGCGGAGCACGAUCAUCAAAAACAGCCGCAACCCUGUCUUCAACGAGGACUUCUACUUUGACUCCCUUCCAGUAGCACAGGUGAAAAACCUGGCUAUCAAGAUGAAGGUGGUUAACAAAGGCACCAGUCUGAAGAGAGACACCUUGCUCGGAGAGCGGGAGGUCCCUUUGAAAGAGCUGCUGUCUGGAAUCUAAAACCUGAUUGGGUUUGCCAGCAUGGGACAAACAAAGAUGCAUCUAACACUGCCGACAGUAAAAUUAAGUUGUUUUUAAGUUGAUUUAAAGUUAAGUGAUCCAAUAGUUUAGAGCCUCAAUUGCUUUUGUGCAGAAUGCAUGAGUGAUGGUGUAAGAUCCAGAGCUUAUAAGCGUACGAGCAUCCUCUGAUAGUGUGUGUGUGAGUUCCCAGGGUUUUGUUUUUUUCUCUGAGAUGAACGCUUCUGUAGACUCUGCUGGGUCUUACAUUUGGAGAUGCAAAUAGAUUUAAAAAACAGCUGCCUUUCCACAAAAAGCAGCAGAUUAUCCUUACAGACCGAAGCUUUGAAGUCACCCAAGGCCAGUAACCAGGUGCAACUGAUCUGAUGUAUGAACAUAUCAGUUUCCAAAAGUGAUUAUUUUUUCGCACUGCUCUAUAAUCGUGUUUGACAUUAUGUCUCUAUUUUCCAGACCGAGUAUGAGACUGAUAUUUUUCUAAAGCUGGAUUUACACUGCAGAUCUUGAUACCCAAUUCCGAUUUCUUACUAUAUCCGAUUUUUGACGACCUGUUUACAUCAUCUUUUAAAAGCGACUCGUUUCCGAUAUCAGCAUUUACACUAAACAAUUCAAGGUAGGCAUACUAACCCAGAACAGCUUAAACCCCAGAGGAAGUAAAAUGUCGUCAUAUGCAAUGAACACAGACAAAAUGAUUAUAUAAGACAUGAAACAUCCACUAAGUUGUCCUGUAGUCCUCCAUUGGGCUGCUUAGAAGAGUCAUGAUCGUGGGUGGUGUCCUCCUGAUUCUAGUGAUUUCAUUUGCCAGCGUCACAUUUUCAAUGACGCAUGAUGCAUGGGAAUAUCCAAUCUGUCAUCUUACAUUGUGGACGCAAAUGCAUGUAUCCAAUUCAUGUCCAAUUUAUUUCCACAUGUGAAUGAGGCCUGAAACCGAUGAAGAAUAUCGGAAUCUAUGCGCUUUUUCCUGCUUAAGGGCUACUCGUCGGUUUUCAUAAAUACUACUGUGUUGAUGUCCGCGUCGACGUGCAAUUACACAUGCAGACCACUGGUAUCCAGGCGUGUAACCCACAGUAGCAGUGCAAAAGCCAAAGAAGCAGCAGCUUGGCCAGUAAAACCACAAACGAAGAAGCAGCUUGUUGUGUAUGAUUUGCGAAGACCAGCAGUGAUGGAGGUAAAUAGACAGUGAUCACUCUUCAACCAGCCCAGUCUCACGAAAUUUCGUUAUAUAGUCACAUAUUUUUUGAAUUUCCGCGUUUUUUCGUGAUCAUAUAACGAAUUCCUGUUUUCGUGUGAUUAUCACGUAUUGGUUACUCAACGGUUUUGUCCUAUUUUCUUACCAUUGUCGCUUCGGUUUAGGGUUAGAUUUACAUAAAAUGACAUCCCUACCCAAACCCAACUCUAACCCCAACGCCAGGCGACAUAUAAAAAAAUAAAUCAGAAAAAAUAGUAUAAACCUAUGUAUAAAGUGACAUUCUAAUGCAAGCACCAAAUCUAACCCUAAACCGAAGCGUCAAUGGUUUAAAAA